Microthlaspi erraticum is the source of this 1233-nucleotide messenger RNA. The record is from the annotation of a GenBank genome assembly. Lineage: Eukaryota; Viridiplantae; Streptophyta; Magnoliopsida; Brassicales; Brassicaceae.
AUGGCCAUGAAAAGGAAAAGAAAUAGGAGCGAGGAGGAGGUAAACAAUCGAAAGAUUGAAACGAGGUCUAUGUCUAGGAAAAACAAUCUGGCCAACCAAAAAGUUGGUGACAAAAAAAACUCUGUUUUUCUUCCUCUAGAUUUGAUCAUAGUGAUUUUUGCCAACUUGCCGUUGAAAUCCAUAGCCAAGUUCCUCUGCCUUUCAAAACUCUGGCGUUCUAUAAUCGGCGGGAAGUAUUUCAUCGAUUUGUUCAUGACUCGGUCGUUGACUCGUCCCUCUUUUCUCUUCACACACCCACACCUCACAAUGGACAACAAGUUUUUCCAUUCAUCAUCUCACGAGUCACCGUCCUCUCUUCAUCAUAACGGUGCAUGCACAACUCUGAGUCAUGACUAUGUAAUGCCAACACCAGUCCGGGGUUUGAUCUGCUGUCGCCAUGGUCAAAAGAUGAGGGUUUGCAAUCCUAGCACGGGCCAAGUAGUACGUUUACUCAACUUCAAGACUGGCAGAAUAGGCAUAACAAGCUUCUUGGGAUACGAUCCUGUUGGAGAUGUGUACAAAGUGUUGUGCAUGACGAGGGAUUUCAAAGUCAGGGCACCAGUUGUGUCGAGCCAGCAUCGAGUUGUGUCGUUAGGUCCACCCGGAACCUCAAGAAAACAGAAAUGGAGGGACAUCGAGUGUGAGGAGCUUCCGCAUGUUCCUGCGACGAACGGGCUGUGUGUAGAUGGUGUUGUUUAUUAUGGAGCUUGGACCAACAGUCAUCGCCAAGGAUCUAUGAUUGUGUGUUUCGAUGUGAGACAGGAAGUGUUUCGUCGUUUGAAAUCACCUGAAGAUGUCGAGAUUAAACAUCAUAGAUUUGAAUUGCUGAGAUAUCACGGUAAGUUAGCCUUGGUGGACCAAUCGUAUGGAGGUAGAGUUGACAUGUGGGUCCUUGUGGACGUGGAGAAACAAGAAUGGUCGAAAGACUGUGUGGUGGUUCCUUGUUGGUUAGAAUUAGUGGGACUUAGGUCUUUCCGUUUCUUGGGCACCAUUGGAACAGGAGAAUGUGUGUUUGUGCCACACUCUCUCCCUGACCCUUACCCGUUUUUUGUUGUCAUUUACGAUCGCAAGAAAGGCGAAGGAAGAAGAGUUGUGAUUCCAAGAAUUGGUGUUAAUCUAUCUCGUGAAGCUAUGGAUCCUGACAAGGUUAUGACUGUGUUUUUGGAUCAUGUGGAGAGUCUUAUGCUUCUUUAG